AAGUCCGAUCAAGAUACAACGAAGAGCUCGCGCCCUGACAUUGAAUGCGGAAAUACACAAUCUAGGGAUAGUUUGUUAUCACGAAAAUCAUUAAGAGAGUUUAAAGAUGCACAGAGGAAGCCUUUUGUGAACUUUGUAGCCGUUAAAAAAACUCUAUUGUCCGAUUAGAGGCGUUACACCGAAGGAUUCCGAAAGGUAACCAAGCUUUUCUUUUCGGUACACAAUCAGAGGCUCAGUAAAAUCAAAUUGAUGCAUAUAACCUCUCGCUAGAUACUCAUACAAGAUGAGAGUAUAAUAUUGAAAUAGAGUAAUGGCCACUUCUCCAAGCCGCAUGAGUACAACACUUCCUGCUAACACCAGUACAUCCCUUGCUGAAGAUGGAAGGAAAUGGUCGUCUUUAGACGCACAUCAACAAGGACCUGAACCUUUCCAAUCCAUACCUGCUCAAGAACUACUCAAAGACAGCUGUAGCAAAUGUGGGUGGAUAAGAAAAGAGGGAGGAAGUGUAAAAUCCUGGCGUGACAGAUAUAUCAUCUUGCACAAAGGCUGCAUGUAUUAUUACAAUACUCCAGAUGCUAAAACUACAGCUGGCAAAUUUUCUCUCAGUGGAUACAGAUUGUCCCCAGCACCAGAGAAAACUUCCAAAUUUCAAUGGACUUUUAAACUAGUUCAUUUACAACCAGAAAAAAGGACUUACUACUUUGCUGCAUAUUCUGAACAAGAAAUGAAUGAAUGGAUGAACAGUAUAGUAAGUGAUAUGAGAGAAUACUGUGGGACAGGAAGACAAAGCAUCAUAGAGCCAAAUGAUAAUGCAGAGCUGGAGUACUGCUACCCUGAAGUAGAACCUAAAUUUGACCUGGAACAAUUAGCAACUAUGUUUGGAAAACCUCAACCACAACCAGCAUUAGAACCAAUGUACUGUCCACCCCCUGAAAUGGGUUCUCCACAAGUGCAAAGAAAACCCCUGCCUCCUCAGAGACCUGCAUUUCCUUCACCUAAGCCACUUCGAGGAGGGUUCAGCUACACUGGCAUCCCAACUCCUGUGCCAGGCCAAGGAGGUGCUUCAUUAGGGGUAGUCAGACAAUCUCCUGGAAGGACAAGUCCUGAUUUUCCCCGCAAGUUAAGUGAUCCUCCUGCUCUACCGGCAAGAAAGGGAAAACCAUUAGCACCGCCCAAACCACUUCCUCGGCCACCUCCUCUGACGCGGCACACCACUGAACCUAUCAUGAGGUACCCAUCGUUGCCCUGUAGAGACCAAGAAGAAGAAGAAGAAGAAGGGGAAGGUUAUUUGGACAUAGUUCCAGACACAAAUCCUGAAGAUGUCAAUGAAAAGCAACCCGCCCUGUCAAGGUCUGUCCAGGGAUAUCCAGAUGGACGAAGCAUCCGUCGGCAUCAUAAUGAGAUAGUUCUUCCUUCCUCGGCUGUAAAACUCGACGUGGACAAGAUGCAAGUUGGGGCUCUCUUGGAAAAUAAACUCGGAGUCUACAUACUGCGUAGAAGUCAGAACGCACAGUCAGAGCGGGCUCUGUCCGUGUGGACUGGAGAUCGAGUACGACAUUACAUGGUGUUUCAGGAUGAAAAAGGCUACGCCCUUGAUCCUGAUGGCGUGCGAUGCAAAACAAUUGAGAAGCUAAUAAAACACUUUUACGACUUCACUUUACCAAGAUGUGACGUGAAACUUACAGCGCCUUAUAAAUAGAUUUGAAUGGACUAAAGGCUGACAUCAAAAAAAGGACCAUGGAGUAACAAAUUAGAGUUAGCCAAAUCUUUUAUCUGUAAAAUUCAUCACAACAGUAGUUGGUGUUGCUAUUGAAUUUGUGGGGUGUUAUCAAACGGGUGAUAUUUUGUCUAGGUUGGA
Molecule: messenger RNA, 1858 nt
Organism: Pocillopora verrucosa
Lineage: Eukaryota; Metazoa; Cnidaria; Anthozoa; Scleractinia; Pocilloporidae
Source: RefSeq, a predicted model, not a curated record